CGCGCCAGUCAGCCGCCGUUCCCCGCCGCGCGCGCGCGUCUCGGUGAAAGGACAAGUACACCUGCCCGUGCACAGCCGCACAACCAACCGUUAUCGCCCUAAAUGACCAACUAAUGGACGAACGAAGAGGUAGUCCAUGCAUGAUUGUGCUAACAGUGUGAACUAGCUGGUGGAGUGCAGUGUAGUGUUGAUGUCCAAAUGGAGGAGGUCCGGAUUUCGGAUUGGCCCGAGCCCCCGGGCUCCCAUGCAUGGCUCCCUGCUUAUGGUUUCCAGCAUGACUUAAUGGAUAAGGAUGACUAUUUUGGCACCAACGGUGACAAUGGCAGCACUCACGCUUUAUACCUCGAAACCAUAGUCGAGGAAACGAGUGAUGAUUUGCGCUCUGAACGUUCCUCUGCCGCAACAUGGCUCUCAGAUUCAGAUGCAGAUUCUGUUAUUCAUGUGCGAGGGACUCAAGCAGGGUCGGAGUGCGACAGCGAGUCGGAGCGCGAGUGGGCGUGCCCGGCGAAGCGCAGGCGGCGCGAGCGCGCCACCUCGCCCGCCAGCUCGGGCUCGCUAUCGCGUUCCUCCAGCCUCGCGCAGUUCGAAUCCCUGGAGAGAUCUUGCGCAGCGCCCGCCUCACCAAGCCUCUCGCCCGACUCCCUGGAGUCACCUCCGCCUUCCCCACCGCCAACACGUGUUCCAGCACCUCGCACCCAUCUGUCUGCCGAGAACCUCAGCGAAGACAGCGGCUACAGCGAGCGGUCGCGGCGGCCGCCCCCGCCUGCAGUGUGCCGCCCGCCCGAAAUAGCGCACCGCGCGGCCGCCGGCAGCGCGCCCUGCCUCGUCGCGUCGCCCAGUGCUGAGCGCCGCCCGCCCCGCGCCGCGCGCGCUCUCUCGCUCCCCGCCGAGCUCGACGUGUGCGCCGAGCCGCGACGUCACGCCGCGCAUCGCGCGCGCUUCCGACAAACCUUCGAAGUAUCCGAUAGUCUGACCGUCAGCGUGGCAGACCUCACCGCCCUCGACUACAGGGGCGGCCCGCGUCGCCCGCGACUGCCGCCCCCACCGCCACCCCCUCGGAUGAACAGAAAUGUACCACCUCCACCACCUCCAGUCGAAAAGGUUGUCCGCCAGCCUGCCGAGUCGCCGGCGCGGGAACCCAGCGCCAGCAGCGACUCCACCACCGAGUCGGAACGAGCUUUCGCGAGAGAAAUGGAGGCGACGGCGCGCCGGCUGGACGAGACAGCGCGGCGAGCGCUCGCUGAAAGCGAAAACUACGACCGCGAGCUGUCGGUGAUGACAGCGAGACGACUGCACGACUCGUGGGGCGCCUGGGAUGACGUGUUAGACGAACUCCGACGGCGCAUAGACGGGCCGUCUCCCUCCCCCUCCCCACCACGGACGCCAUCCCCAGACCCUAUCAGAGAACCAGCGUUCACUUCAACCCCACUAAGGUCAUCGUGUGAUGCUAGAGUAAGAUCAACCCCUGAGCUGCGCUCGCGAGCAACCCCACAUAGAGAAACGCCAGAAGAACUCCGUGCGUCCUUACAAUUAGUAGCGCCACCCCCACCAGACGCGGCGCCACCCGUGCGCUCUGUGUCUGCCGGCUCCAAGGGAGUGACGUUCUCGCCCGUAGUGGCAGAAGUCAGCUGGCGCGAAACAAGUACAAGCACCACUGAGAGCGAAACGACCGCGAGCGACGACGCGGACGACGCCGAGGUGGUAGUGGUGGAGGGGGAAGGCGAGGAGUCGCGCGCGCCGGCCGCAGAGCGCGCUGCCGCCAUGACGGAAGCGGGCGCGCGCGCGCCGCGCAGCCGCAUCGCCGGCUUCCUCUCGCGAUUCGCGAACUUCAGAUUCUCGGGGCGCAAAGAGAAAAAGACACGGGGCGCAGGCGCGAACAUACGACCCUCUACGAACGGUCCGGCGACAGCGGCAGAUGCGGGGCAGGGACCGCGCGGGCCGGCCGCCGGGCCGCAGUAUGUGCGCAUCCCGCUGAAGGAGGAGGGUGUGUCGCGGGCGGCGGCACCCCCGGUGGCGGGCGGCGUGGCGCACAAGCCGCCUCGGCCGCGCCCGCCGCCCGCGCCGCCGGCCGGCGUGCUGGAGACCGACGUGGACACGCAGCGCACCGUGCUGCACGCGCGCUCGCUGCUCGCGCUCGCGCCUCCCGACCAGCGCACUCCUCGCCCUCACAAGUCCAUGGAGUUCCUGCUCGACAAGGACAACGUGCAAACUGUACAGCCUCCAGAGAACGAACUGCAGAAGAAUUCAGACCGCGUGCUUUCUGAGCACGAAUUGCGAGUCCAGAGAUCGUUGCAGAAGCUCAAUGUGCCGGAAUGGUACAAAAACGCACCAGCGCCCCGAGAGGGCUUCCUUCUCCGCAAACGUCUGUCUGACGCGUCCGCUUCGGCGGCGCGCUGGAGCGGACUCAACUCGAAGACUACAUCGCUGGGCAGCCUCGGAGGGACCCAGCAACCACCCCCACCCCAGCUGUCACCGCACACCACCAGCUUCGGCAGAUGGUCUACUAGCCGGCUUAAUUCUAACCAAACAUCCCCGUGCUCGUCAACACGAAGCAGCAUCAGGGGCACUAGUCCUCUGUGCUCGCCCUCAGCGCGUUCUUCAUUCAGCGCGCGACAGCCCUACCUCGGCUGGAGAAGUCAGGAGCGGCUCAACAGCACACCGCGAACACCACAUGAGAGGCUAGCAUCUUCGUUACUCCAGUCCACACCGAAAUCAGAGGCGUCUGAGGCGUCGAAAGCAUCAGAAGAGAUCCAGACUUCGAUCAAGGAAGUGACAUCAGCGAUAGUACACUACGUGUCAGGGUUGGAACCGGCCAAUGGUGACAUCGACAGGCAACCGUCUCCAAGGUCCAGUCAGAAGUUAUAUUGGCUCGAGAGCUCCUUUGUUGGUACGAAACCGCUGGAAUCGCCGCAGACGCCGCUGGUGGUGUCGGAGACCGUAACGCAGCCGCGGCCGCCGUCGUCCCUGCGCCUCGACCACCGCGCCGCGCCGGACUGGCAAGAUUCCCAACGUUCCCUGAACUUAGGUAUCACACGGCCGUCUCCUGGCUCCACUACUCUUGAAGACGUGUUGGACUCACUCUUGGGGUUGCCGUCACAGCCGGCGAGGAUACCAACGCCUCAGCCCAGCCCUAGGAAGGCUUCAAGUCCCUAUUAUUUGAUGGGUGGCAAGAGUCCUCGGUACGAACAACUGGCCAGUAGCGGGCAUAGCAGCGCCUCCCCCGCCUCGCGGUUCCUGGGCACCCCCAGCGAAGGGCACAGCUCUAUCACGGACAGCCCCGAACACGACCGACCAGGCAAGGAUACAGUUGAUAAUCUUGGCACCAUGCAAGAGACGAGACGGCCGCGUUCGGUGCAAGGUGAGCACUCUCGAAGGAGAAGUGAGCCCUUUGCCCAAACCAGUGUGUCUCUCGACCGGCGUACCAGCCUCGAUGCCGCAGCCUUACGCCCUACCGAUGCUCACUUAACUCACCAUGAUUCCAGAGCUUCCCUGGCUUCUUUGCAGACUGAAAAUAGUACUGACGAAGCUUUCGUCAAGUGUAAAUAUCCAAAAUGUCCAUCUCGCGCCCCAUACCCCGAUGCCAAACGACAUUACAAGACUUGCCAUAAUUGCACCACGAUGUAUUGCUCAAAGGAAUGCCGCAGGGCACAUUGGGAAAAACAUAGAAAAGUUUGUUUACAUACUCGUGCGAGCACUCUGUGCAGACAAAUUAUAUCAGCAGCCAAGGAAGACGCCGACGCUUUGCAUCAAAUUAGCACCAUAGCUCACAAAGGCUACCUAGCCCUCGGAAGAGGUGUUGUUAAAGUAUUCUUUACAAGUCCAGAAGCAGCGGAAAAGUUCACCACGCACGGCUUCCAGUAUCUAAGUGAACCAGAAUUUAUGAAGUGGACGUCUCUUCAGCCGAAUGAAAUGGGUGUAGAAUUAUACACUGAAGUAGUCAAACUUUGUAAAGCUUACAAUCCUGAGACGAGAGUAAUUUUAUAUGUGGCUGUGUGUAUUAUCAGUGAAGUGCCGACAAAAGGUGCCGUCAAAUGGGAAAGGCAGAUGGUUUCGAGAUGUGCCAAAUUACGUCUCAGUAAAACGGUUACCGCCGCCAUACAAGAACAAAAUAGAAGGCGACAUAGAAGAGACAGCAAGUCCACGCCAGAAGAUAGAGAAACCCUCAUACUGACUUCUAAAUUAAGUAACGCGGGGGAGAAAAAUGCAGCAACAGCGCACAAGUUUAGACAAAUAUGUUUCCAAAACAUAUCGAAAGAGCUCGAAAGUAGAGGAGUGAAUUUGAAAAAGCAUUUUCCUGAGGUCUACUCGAGAUUAGGGGCGUACGUGGACGGUACGAGUGAUAGGUUUAUACCGAUGACCAUUUAUCCGAAAGAUGUGACAAGCGGGAAGUCAUUCAUGUGUGUGAUCAUGCCGGACAGUGAAGUAGAGAGCGUAACACCUGUAGAUGGUAAAGUAACAACAGUAGACGUAGGCGUAGACCGGUCACGACACCAGCUGUCUACUCCCAUGUGAGAGUGUCGUAUAAAACGUAGGUCGUUACAAUAUGCCGCUAUUAAAGGCAGGUAACAUACCUGGUAUCUACCGACAAUGGUAGCAAUGAAAAAGACAUUAUGGUUAUUGGUGAUGAUGUAUUUCCCAGUACCAGUUCUUCUUAAAUAUUAUUUAAAUUUUAAUCUCCGAAUAUGAAUCUCGUGUGUGAAAUGAAAGUAAUGUUAAUGUGCCCUUAAAAUUGUAUUAUGAUUAUUAUUUUAGAUAAAUAUAUGAUGCUACGUGCUAAUUUAUAAAUAACGCGUCUUAAAACUGCGCAUGGUUUUUCAAUAUAAAUAAAUACCUAAGUAAGUACUUGAAUUAAUUGUGGCAAGAUGUUGAAAUAUGUCUUACAAGUCAGAAGCAAAAAAAGCUAUUUAAGACGCGUGUAAAAUAAAGUUUUACUAACUUUGUACAAAAUAUUAAGAGAUUUAAAAGAGUAAUGUAUCUGCUGGCUUGUAGAAAAUGGUAUCAGAAAAUUUUGUAGGAGUAGGUAACUAUGGAUUUUUUGAACAAAGUUAGUUGAAACUAUAUCCCCAAAUAUAACAAAUAUGGCAUGUCCCGAGCAGUGCUUAUAUUAAUUAUACAUAUUAUAUUAUUCCAUAUUUACCUCUUGUUACUUUCCCGUUACUAAAUGUGCACUUAUGUUAGAUAAAUAUUAAUUUAAGAAAAAUAUAAGACGUUGUGACGUGUGUUAUAAAAGUACAUUUUUAUUCUAAGGAUUUAGAGAUUGUUUCUACAAUUUUGACAAUAGUUUAAAUUAUAAAAUUAUAUUUAUUGCAAAGCCUUUAUUGGCACAGAGGGGUGUAUUUAAGAUUUUUUUAAAAAGAGAUGGAGUAUGCUUUUUAUUAUUCAGAAAAAAAGUGUUUUUUAUACAAAACGUAAGCUUAUAAUGCAUGCGAGCGACUAGUGAGAAUUAAUAACAAAUAAAAUAAAACAAUUCUAGUAUUUUGUCUUUAGAUAGAUGAUUCAAUUAAGAUUUUUUUAAUGGAAAAUUUACACGUUUAGGUAUUUUUAGCAAAAUAUUUUUGUUGUGUACGAGUCUAAUUGUUUUGAAUAACAAAAUGGCUCACACUUUUAAAGUGAUGUGACGUAUUUAUUGGAAGAGAUUAUACAACAGUUCAUCUAUCUCUUUCUUACAUACCUAGUAUCUUCAAUAGAACAAAAGUACCAAGUGUGUAUUGUCUACGUCACAUCACAAGUAGAGUUUUACUCAUCGACUGGAACGAGAGCGGACAGUGUGGAUAUGCAAGUGUCAAAUAUUGCUAACCCUUUACAUUCCAUUAAACCAUUCAAAGGCACAAAUAUAAAUAAUAUUGUAAUUUAAAAAGAAAUAUGGUGCCAAUAUAAAACGAGAAAACAUGCUUGAACAGUAAAAAUAUAACUUUUAAGUGUUAAACAUCUCAAUAUAUGUACUUCCAAAUAUAAAAAGAAGCUAAAGAAGUGAGUAUUUCUGAUAAAGUAUGGAGGACCUGAGAGAAAUUCCGUUGUUUUUGGUAAAGGAAAAUACACCUAAUCACAUAACGCAAUACGUUUCAAUAUUGCAAAGAAUGUAAAUCAUGUUUUUACAUAAAAUCAUGAAUAAAUAAAAAUGUAUCUUAUUCGUAAUGAAAAACGACUGAAUUUCCCUCAGAUGCGGCGCUGGUAACAAAUAAACUUCCAAAACGGGCAUUCUCUGUGGUGACUAAGCUGUAAUAAUGUGUAAUUAUUUAAUAUUGUUGUUAUGUGAUAAAAAAAGACAAGAUGUGUUUAAUGUUUAUCGAUUCUGUCUCAUUUUGCGAUCAAAUAGAUUUUCUCCUGAAAAAAACGCAAACUUUAAACUACGGCUGAAAAAAUCGUUAAGUUACUGGACAAAUGGACAUAACAUCAAUCCUAAUUUACUAACUACCAGUUUCAAUAACUGAUCUCAAUGAACUAAAAUCGAUCUUAAUCUAAAGAAUUUGGAUUGAGAUCGGCAGUAAGACUGUCAUCGGUCUCAGUAAACUUCGAGAUUAAGUUUGAUCGCAAAACGAGGCAACCCUUAGUAAUAAAAACCUAUAAAUGUUGUGUUGUCUGCAUCUAAACCCAAACUGUCGAUAUAUAAAUGCCUCAUCCAUCAUCCCUUUUAUAUUUAAGUAGUUCUUGUACGCGUUUCUCGCAGUUGAUGAAAAUCAGUAGGUGUAUCAACCUUUCCAAUAAUCAGUAUAUACCUAGGGUACCUUUCCGUGGUUCCUUCAAAAUUCGGGCAACAUAAAUAUGUAUUUUUUAUAUCAUCAAUACCUAAGACUACUUAUGUGUUGAAAAAAACAUAUUUUAUUACUAUACUAAAUCUAAAAAAAGGCCCACGAUGAUGCGAUUAAAAAAUUAAUGUCUUGACCUACCUAUGUAUGUAAACUAACGCUCAUUAACGUUUUUCUAUAAUUCUAUAUUUAAAUUAUAAUUUAGACAAUUUUAAAACUUAUCUACUAUACUACCUACUUGUAAACGCCUAUAAAGAUUUUCAUACAUUAUUAUAUUCAUAAUGUUGCCAUAUCAAUUGUUUUUCAUAGUCUGGAAUCCAGAUGUUUUAUCUAGUUGUCCCUUAUGUAUUUCAAAUAAACGGCCCAGCUAUUAAAA
This is a messenger RNA of Spodoptera frugiperda (fall armyworm), 7122 nucleotides long. Its product is annotated as serine/arginine repetitive matrix protein 2. The record is from RefSeq and is a predicted model, not a curated record. The coding region runs from base 199 to 4512 and encodes 1437 amino acids. The transcript is spliced from 11 exons. Gene Ontology annotation, biological process: cell-cell junction organization. NCBI's taxonomy places the organism in Eukaryota, Metazoa, Arthropoda, Insecta, Lepidoptera, Noctuidae. Gene Ontology annotation, cellular component: plasma membrane; apical junction complex.